This is a messenger RNA of Colletotrichum graminicola M1.001, 1101 nucleotides long. RefSeq names its product PX domain-containing protein. Gene Ontology annotation, cellular component: intracellular membrane-bounded organelle. The record is from RefSeq and is a predicted model, not a curated record. Gene Ontology annotation, molecular function: phosphatidylinositol binding. Lineage: Eukaryota; Fungi; Ascomycota; Sordariomycetes; Glomerellales; Glomerellaceae. The coding region runs from base 1 to 1101 and encodes 366 amino acids. The transcript has a single exon.
AUGGCGCCCCCGGCCGAGAUCUCCAUCCCCUCGACCAUCCUCUCGACCGGCGAAUCCAAACCCUACACCCUCUAUAACAUCACCCUCCGUCUGCCCCUCAAGUCCUUCGUCGUUCAGAAGCGCUAUUCCGACUUCGCCGCCCUCCACCAAACCCUCACCUCCCUCGUCGACUCACCGCCCCCGAAACCCCUCCCGGCCAAGUCCUGGUUCAAAUCCACCGUCUCCUCCCCUGACCUUACCGAGCAGCGCCGCCAGGGCCUCGAGGCCUACCUCCGUGCCAUCGCCGAGUCGCCCGACCGCCGCUGGCGAGACACCACCGCCUGGCGCGCCUUCCUAAACCUCCCCUCCACCGGCGUUGGAAGCACCUCCAACUCGGCCGCGAGCGCCCACGGCCUCAUCACCAGCGGCCGCGCCGGUGCCGCCGACCCCACCACCUGGCUCGACCUCCACCGCGAGAUGAAGACAUGCCUGCACGACGCCAGGAACCAGCUCGCCCGCCGCGACGGCGCCGUCGAUAGCAACAACAGCACCGCCGCCGCCGAGGCUGGUGCCGCCGCCAAACGGUCCCUCGUCAAGGCCGGUACUCUGGUCAACACUCUCACCGACGGUCUGCGCGCCAUGCAGGAGGGCGGUCGCCUCGGCGACGGUGAGCUGCGGCGUAGGAGGGACCUCCUCUCGUCGGCGCGGGUCGAGCGCGAAGGGCUCGACAAGCUGAGCAACAGCAUGGCGCAGGGUACCAGCCGCAGUGGCGGCGGACGGGAAGGGUGGGCCUCGGUAGGGGACAAGGCCGCGCUGCUCGGUGGGAACCGCAACGGCGGGGCGCGGACAGGGGGACGGGUCUUGGGCGCCCCGCUGCCGGAGAAUGAGCGCACGCGGGAGCUGGACAACGGCGGCGUCGUGCAGCUGCAGCGGCAGAUGAUGAGCGAGCAGGACGAGCAGGUCAACACGCUGGCAGCUAUCGUGCGCCGGCAGAGGGAGAUGGGCUUGCGGAUCAAUGAAGAGGUGCAGGAGCAGACCAAGAUGCUCGACCGACUCAACGAGGACGCCGACCGCGUCGGCGGCAAGAUUGACGUGGCCAAGAAGCGCGUCGGCAAGUUCUGA